Molecule: messenger RNA, 2890 nt
Organism: Colletotrichum godetiae
Lineage: Eukaryota; Fungi; Ascomycota; Sordariomycetes; Glomerellales; Glomerellaceae
Exons: 1
Coding region: 18-2726 (902 amino acids)
Cellular component (GO): actin cortical patch
Molecular function (GO): phosphatidate phosphatase activity
Source: RefSeq, a predicted model, not a curated record
GUACUACAGGCAAGAAGAUGCCAACUUUCUCGGACUACACGACCACAUAUGGCGGAGGCGGAGGCGGAGGCGGAGGUGCUGGAGGCGUCAACAAUGGCAGUAAUGGCUAUGCGUAUGGCUCGGCAGAAGAUCCGCCCACCCCAGGCGAGAGAGGGUUCCGGCGGAAAUGGCUGGCUGCGAAGGCGGGGAGCAUGUACCGAGCCGCUGCGGUAGGAGUCAACGAGAUCAGGGAGGGCUAUGCGCAAACGCGGGUACGGCCUUUGGAGCCGGGGGAAGGUAUGCCAAGGACAACAAUCCCGGGAUCGUUCCCCGACGUCGCCAUCACUGUCCAGGGAGACGAUCAGAUGGUCAUCUUUCCAUCCUACGCAAAGCGGCAUGUUAAGCAGGAUUGGACGGCGGAAUACCAACAGCAUUCCGAGGAAGAGCCGGGCAGCGCCAGGGACCAAGAGUUUUGGAGGAAAGAGUGGGAGCGUAAUGAAGACGAGAAAGCCAUCGUGGACAUCGACGUCAGGGGAUGGGUAUACUCCCCGCAUAAAGGACCAAUCACUCGGCGCAACCGUAUUCUCAUCGGCCUUGCGCGCCAGCUAAGCGGCAUCCCAGCUCCCAGACAGGAUGCUCCCGCACCGGAUAACCUCUCUGCGUUACACCAAUCACACGAGGAACGACGAGAGCAAGAAAAGAUUGCGAAAGAAGCAGCAGAAAUCGAGAAGAGAGGCCAAGAAGAGCGACGCGUAGCAUAUCAGGGUGGUUUUAGCGAAGCGCCAAAGGACGGAUCCGACGAUGAUGCGAAUAGUAUAUACCGGGCGAGAUCGAGGUCACGAAGUGGCACACAAACGCCAAUGACAGCUCCUGGUUCUCCCAAACUGCCACCGACGAGGACAAACACUACGGGGAAUGAUUUAACAGAUGCCGAGCUGUCUGUUGCGAAUGCCAACCUCAUGGCAAGAAUAGCGCCGUUCAUGACUACGCCUCUGGUCCAGCUGCCCAUCACUGUCUUCUUCUACAAUGACGAGAAGUCAGCGUCCCGGACUGUGCAGACCAACGACGCGGGCCACUUUAUCCUGCGCGCCGCUUUGGAAUUUGUCCCUACGCACGUCCGAGUUCUCGCUAAUGAGGACUUGUCGGCAACUCAGGAAGUCAAGAUCAUCGAACCGAAGGGCGUCAGUUUGAUCAGUGACAUUGACGACACGAUUAAGCGAUCCAACAUAUCGGGUGGCGCAAAGGAGAUCUUCCGCAACACCUUUGUCCGUGAGCUCAAAGACUUAACGGUUGAAGGUGUUCGGGAAUGGUACACCGAGCUGCACACCAUGGGGGUCAGCAUGCACUACUGCUCGAACAGUCCCUGGCAACUAUUCCCGGUGCUUGCCAGUUAUUUCAUGAUAGCUGGCUUGCCCCCUGGAUCGCUUCAUCUGAAGCAAUACAGUGGCAUGCUCCAGGGUAUAUUUGAGCCCGUGGCAGAGAGGAAGAAGAGCACUCUCACCAGGCUCAUGCACGACUUCCCCGAACGCAGGUUUCUCCUAGUCGGUGACAGCGGCGAGGCAGAUUUGGAGGUUUACACAGAGCUGGUGGAAGCCCACCCAGGACGGAUCAUCGCCAUCUUUAUCCGCGACGUCACAACGCCGGAGCAAGCCGGGUACUUUGAUACAUCUUUUGAGACCAGUAGCGCACGUCAGCGAGGCUCAAUGUCCAAGGCUACCGACCACAGCGAUGCUCCACCGAAUCGUCCGGGGCUUCCUCCACGCGGCGAGGCGAAGACGGUCGGGCCUGUCAUGGGCGAUCUCAUCGACUUUUCCGAUGAACCUGAAGAGACCACGUUGAACGACGCCGCUGCACUGGCUCAGAUCCAGGCCAGACCCAAGCCACAUUCAAGCGCCACCGAUCUUGCUAUUAGCCGCAAGCCCCCUCCACCACGACCCAACAAGCCAGCUGCGCUUCGCGGCGCUCCGUCUGAUACGAAUGUGCCAACGAUCAAGGUCAACAGCAUGGGUGCUACGCCUCCUCCGAUGCCGAGUACUCGCAAGCCGUCCGCGGACCGGGGCAAUCCUCAUCCUCUGUCGCAAAUGCACAAUUCGUCUCAGCAGACAAUUGGAAGCAACAGGAGCCUGCCGAGUACGGCCAAGAUACCAGCGUCCACGUCGCAAAACGACACAAGUAAGAUGAGCAAAGUUGCACCAGCGCCUCCACCGCCUCGCCGUCGGGGCACCCCUUCCACUUCCCGCAGUUUAAGUCCCCGGAGCGUCGAUAACCGGCGGAGACUCUCGGGCAACGAAGACAUCGAUUUUGAAGCCCUCCCACCGCCGUCCGCGGCUUCCCGGCCACAGCAGGUUCAGCCGCCGACAUUUGUAAGGGCGCAGACGGCCAGUCUCAGGUCCGGAUCCACAUCUCCAACAUACGGCAGUCCGAAUCUGGGACCGACAGCGGCGGCUCCAAAUAGGAAGCACGAGCUGUGGAUGCGUCGACUGCAGCGAGCCCAGGAGAUUUUGGAGUCGCACGGGGUAGCGCUGUACACCUGGCGAAGGGGCGACGACGUAGUAGCCGAGGCUGUGGGGAUGGUCAAGGAGGAGCUGAAAAGGGUUGGGCUCAACGGGGAGAAGGAUGCGAAGACGGAGGGAAAGAGGUUUGAGAGGCAGAUUAGGAGGGAGCAGUCGCAGCAACAGCAGCAUCAACAACAACGGCCACAGCAGCAAGGGGCGUUUCAGCCAGGGUCAUAUCAGCAAAGGCGAUGAUCGUCUAGAGUUUCUUUGGACGGCAUUGGAAUAACCGCGAGAGGCGUGCUUGGGGGAAAGCGACAAGCCGAAAGGGAGGGGAACGGGGAAACGGAAUAAUAAAGGCGCUGGGUGGGUGGUUGAUUCAAGUAAAUAGUUUUUACAAUUAAAUCUGAAAAUAUUUC